AAGUAUUUUUCCUACUGUUUAGAAGACGCCACACAAUGCAUAAACUGGCGAGAUCAUGAUAGAGAGAAGAAUUGGAAACAGAAGAUUGACAAAAACGAAAAUAAUUAAAACUUACGACUCAAUUUUGCUGCUGCCAUGGAUUUCCCGCCAAAAAGGGGGCAUCAACGGAGGCUACAGUUACAAGCAUCUCAAUCAACGCCUGAGAUUCGUGUGAAGCUAAUGAAUCUUGUCUCGCGCCAUGAGCAAGUGAAGAUCGCUCAUCACAACCUCAAAUCACAUAUCGAGAAUGGUUUGCUUCAAGCAAAGGAGGUUUUCGCUUCUCUUGCGACUCCAUUGAUGAAGCUGGUUGGCUUGAAAACUAUGGAAAUGGCUGAAGAGGGGAGAUUCACCACCAUUUUCUUUGAUGCAGAUUACCUUCGCCAGCAGGAAGGCCAGAGGGAAGCUGUCGUAUGCGACUCACCACCGAUUUUGCGGACAACUGCUGCAGAUACAGACCAGAGAAAUGAUAUUCGUAGUUCAGAGGAGGAUAUCUAUGCUGCUAAAGCCACCAAAGUAGGCAAAGAAUUCUUGGAGAAACAACAAAUGCAAUUGAUACAACUUGUUGAAAUCCUUAAGAAAAUUGAAACCCAAGUUAAUUCCCAUGAAAGUGACAUGGUCCAGAACCUUGCCAAUUAUAGAGCAUCCCUACACAAAUUCUUCCAGAAAGCCAUUCAUUGUAUAUCCGCUCUUCAUAGUCAAAACCAUGAUACCUUUCUCCCCUCACUAAAGAUUCUUCGAAUCAUAUUUGAUAACAUGAAUGUAGUGCUUGGUUCAGUAGAGGAUGGUAUAGAGAACCUGAUGCAGGCUUUAGCAGGGCAAAUGUGUGAUCCAAUGGUGAAGUAUGUCAAUAACCUGAAAGCUGAUUUAAAAAAUGGUACAUGUGCACGAUUGAUGACUAUUAUGGAAGAGGUAGAGAGAGCAACGGGAGCUAGAAGACUCGAAUUGGAGGAAGCUAGAAAGAGGGUUAGGAUAGCAGAAGAGGAUAAGAUGAAGGCACUCUGCAGGUUGAAGCAGACAGAAGAUAGGGUGACACGAAUGAAAGGGUGUCUUGGGUUGCUUCUUGAAGCAAGGAAAGAAGCUGCUGAACCUUUUGUUGCUCACAAGUCUGUAGGAUUGGAGAAAGGUGAAGCAAAUGAUGACAAAUUACUCUGGGGGCAACUAGAGAAAAAAGGAAAACAUCUACCACUUGAGAGUCCUAAGGAAUGCUUUGCACCUAAUUACAAGCACAGUAAGCCAACACAGGUAAAACAAGUCUCUCACAGGCCACUUACUCGGUCUCAAUCGCGGCUUAAUCCUCAAACCAAAUUCUUCAAUACUCGGAUUCCCUUGGGCUCAUCACCUUCGGCAGCUAAUCGGCAAGCAAUAAAGUUCAACAAAUCUUCAGCCCGUGCUGAAUAUCGUAAUGAUCUUCAGUGUUUGCCAUAAUCAUUUAUAGCUGGAGAUUCGAAUUUAAAGACAAGACUCGGAAUAAUUUUGCUACGUUGUCAUACCCGACUUUUAAGGUAAAAUUGAAUUUCCUCCUGUAGUUGGUUUCAUCAAUUCUAU
Molecule: messenger RNA, 1584 nt
Organism: Carica papaya (papaya)
Lineage: Eukaryota; Viridiplantae; Streptophyta; Magnoliopsida; Brassicales; Caricaceae
Source: RefSeq, a predicted model, not a curated record